CAGGCAUGGUGACCGGAAGCGGAAAGCUCGCGCGCGCCUGGCUGGUCUCUCUGUGAGUGGCAGCCAUGCGCGGCCUGCAGGAGCGCGGGCCCGGCCCCGCAGCGACCCCGUGCGGGUGCGUGAAGCCGGCUCUGGAGACAGGCAAUCUUUUAACUGAGCCAAUUGGCUACUUGGAAUCCUGUUUCUCAGCCAAGAAUGGUACUCCAAGGCAGCCGUCCAUUUGUAGUCAUUCGCGGGCUUGUUUGAGGAUUAGAAAGAGCAUCUUUAAUAAUCCUGAACAUUCCUUGAUGGGUUUAGACCAGUUUUCUCACGUCUGGAUUUUGUUUGUUUUUCACAAAAAUGGUCAUUUGAGCUGUAAGGCAAAAGUGCAGCCUCCCAGGCUGAAUGGUGCGAAGACUGGCGUCUUCUCCACGAGGAGCCCGCAUCGUCCCAACGCCAUAGGCCUGACCCUGGCCAAACUGGAAAAGGUAGAAGGUGGAGCUGUCUACCUUUCUGGAAUUGACAUGAUUCAUGGCACACCCGUACUAGACAUAAAGCCCUACAUAGCUGAUUAUGACUCGCCACAAAAUUUGAUUGAGCCUUUAGGGGACUUUAACCUACAGAAUAACCAACCUAAAACAAAAACCGUGUCCCCAUCUGAUGGCAAGAGUGACAGCUGUGAGCAGCAACAGCUCUCAGGAUACGGUAAACCAUCACCCUACAGAUGCACUGAGGAGAAACCUGAGUAUUCUGAAGACGGAGCUUCAGGAGACAACGACGUGAAGCAUGACAGGGCAGAAAUCCAGCAAAGCUUGCCUGAGCACAGGGAGAGAGCGGCGGGCUUGGGUUCAGAACCGAGAAGUGGUCAGAGUCCGAGUGUGGCAGAAGAGCAGGUGGGCCCACCUCGCCUGGAGCAGAGCCCUUCAGAGGAAGGUGCAGAUGAGAGGCUGAGGGCAGGGGAAGCAGCAGUGGUCCCACCAGGACACAGCGCGAGGAGGCGGCCGGCAGCUCCUCCCCACCCUUCCAGGACGGCGGCUGCAGCCCACGGCACUGUGGUUCCCGCCUGGGUGAGGGAGGCCCCCGCGGCCCCCUUGGAAGUCCGGUUCACUCCUCACGCGGAGACGGACCUCGGGCACCUCAGUUCAGAAGAUGUCAGUCAGGCUUCAUUUAAAUAUUUUCAAUCAGCAGAGGAAGCAAGGCGUGCCAUCGAGGCUGUGUUGUCCGCUGACCCUCGGUCUGUAUAUCGACGGAAGCUCUGCCAGGACCGCCUUUUCUACUUUACUGUAGACACAGUGCAUGUCACUUGCUGGUUUGGUGAUGGCUUUGCAGAGGUUCUAAGGAUCAAGCCGGCUUCUGCACCUGUUCAGCUGACUGACCCUGCAGAGUCCCUCUUGUCUCUGGGCUGUAAGUAGCCUCCAUCAUGUCUUGCAGACUGCGUUGGUGACUGUGGAGGUGGCCGUUGGAUUCCUGUGGGAGCUAAUGAUGGGCCUUCUUUACAAAAAGAAGCAACGGUUUGUGAUCUCACUGCCCUGAUUGAUUUGGGUUGUUCAAAAUAUUUAUUUGUAAAAUAGGCAUUUUAAUAAACUGAGAGAGACAAAA
Equus quagga is the source of this 1578-nucleotide messenger RNA. RefSeq names its product tRNA methyltransferase O (gene TRMO). Lineage: Eukaryota; Metazoa; Chordata; Mammalia; Perissodactyla; Equidae. The coding region runs from base 66 to 1391 and encodes 441 amino acids. The transcript has 5 exons. The record is from RefSeq and is a predicted model, not a curated record.